AUGGGCGAAACAGCCCCGCGUCAAUACGUUCCUUUGACAUGCCACGGCCACUCGCGGCCGGUUCCUCACCUUAGCUUUUCACCGUUGGAGAAAGACGAUGUUUAUUACAUGAUUUCUGCUUGCAAGGAUGGCAAUCCCAUGCUUCGCGAUGGUCAAACGGGUGACUGGAUCGGAACUUUUCUGGGGCACAAAGGCGCUGUCUGGCAGGCGAGACUGAGCCCUGAUGCCUCGACUGCUGCAACCGCAUCUGCCGACUUCACAGCCAAGAUUUGGGACACUCAUACUGGAGAGCUACUGUUUAUUCUCCAGCACGAACAUAUCGUUCGUGCUGUCGCUUAUCCUUUCGACCGAUCGGAUUUGAUAGCGACCGGCGGCUUUGAGAAGAAACUCCGCAUUUUCGAUCUCCAGGAAGCAAGGAAACAGGGUCAGCCCACCGAUGCUCAGGGAAUUGCCCAGCCCAUUACCAUCGAGCCGAGCAAGGCCUUUGAGAUCGGGGAGGGUGUUCACAAAGAGGCCAUCAAGUUCAUUGUCUGGGCGCGGGAUCCUAGCAUCAUCGUCACAGCCUCAGGCGACACACUUCGCUGGUUCGAUAUCCCUAAGCGGGAGUGCAUCCGUGAGGCAAAACUUGACGGCGAGAUCAAGUCUUGCGAGCUCGUGUCUCUCGCGCCCUCCUACACCUCUCAGACCGACAUCGGCGGUGGCCUUCCCGUCCUGGCCGUUGCUGCGGGAAAGACUGCUUAUUUCUGGGGCGGUAUGCGAGCUGAUGAGGAGCUUAAGCAGAUGAAGCUUUCCCAUGGCAUCGCAAGCGUUGGAGUUGACCUCAAGAAUCGAAAGAUUGUUGUUGGAGAAGAGCCAGGCACUUGGGCCCGCGUCUACGACUGGGAAGAUGGCAAGGAGCUCGAUGUGCACAAGGGCCACCAUGGCCCUAUCUGGUCGAUUGCAUUUUCCCCUGAUGGCAACCUUUACGCAACUGGCUCGGAAGAUGGCACUAUCAAGAUGUGGAAGAACUGUGAGGGUUACUAUGGGCUCUGGAGGGGUGGCGUCUCGAACAAUAACACCGACUAG
Molecule: messenger RNA, 1065 nt
Organism: Thermochaetoides thermophila DSM 1495
Lineage: Eukaryota; Fungi; Ascomycota; Sordariomycetes; Sordariales; Chaetomiaceae
Exons: 2
Coding region: 1-1065 (354 amino acids)
Biological process (GO): spliceosomal snRNP assembly
Cellular component (GO): SMN complex
Molecular function (GO): protein binding; RNA binding
Source: RefSeq, a predicted model, not a curated record